Messenger RNA from Rhizoctonia solani, 2865 nucleotides. Its product is annotated as chromosome segregation protein sudA. NCBI's taxonomy places the organism in Eukaryota, Fungi, Basidiomycota, Agaricomycetes, Cantharellales, Ceratobasidiaceae. Gene Ontology annotation, molecular function: ATP binding; ATP hydrolysis activity. The transcript is spliced from 22 exons. Gene Ontology annotation, cellular component: Smc5-Smc6 complex. The coding region runs from base 1 to 2865 and encodes 954 amino acids. Gene Ontology annotation, biological process: double-strand break repair via homologous recombination. The record is from RefSeq and is a predicted model, not a curated record.
AUGGCUCCGAAACGAAGUCGAGUAACUACCCCUGAAGAAGAAGUGGAGGAUGUUAUGCCCUCGAGUCGUCAAGUUGCGAACGGCGAUGGAAUGGAAGACUUGGACAAUGAGGACCUUCAGGCCGAGGAAGGCGAAGACGACGGAGGGGGAAGCGAAGAUGAGGAUGGGCCUACUAGAAAACGAACGCGUUUGUCUGAAGCGGGUGCUGGAAUUGAUGUAGAGCCCAAGGUAGAGCCAGGAACUCAAAUGAAGUCCCGAAUUACGCUGCCUCGAGAUCCUUCGGAUGGGUUUAUUCCCGGCUCGAUCGUCGGAAUUCGCUUGCACAACUUUUUGACUUACGAUGAUGUCGAUUUUCGCUGUGGUCCUCAUCUCAAUAUGCUCAUUGGUGCGAACGGCACUGGUAAGAGCUCAAUCGCGGGAGCAAUCGCGAUUGGUUUGGGCGGUACGCCCAACGUGCUUGGUCGGCAGUCAGAAAUACAAGGAUUUGUGAAGAACGGCAAGAAGGACGGCUUUGUUGAGAUCGAACUGAAAGGCCCCACUGGAGAGCCUAAUUUGGUCAUCAAACUCAAGAUCAAACUUGCCGAAUUGAAUGUUCAGGUCACCAACUUGUGUGCUUUCUUGCCACAGGAUAAGGUCUCUGAAUUCGCGAACAUGACACCUCAAAAAUUACUCCAAGAAACCCAACGUGCGGCGGGUGAUCCUAACCUGACUCAAUGGCAUGAAACCUUAAUUGAGAACUCGAAAGAGCUCAAGCUUGCGAGAGAGAUCCUCGAUAGCGACAAACGUGAACUGCAGCAUUUGGAAAGCCAGAAUGCAGCUCAAGAAGCCCAGGUCGAGCGAUACAAGCAACGAAGGAAAUUAGAGCGCCAGGUCGAGUUGCUUAGCCUUCUAUUACCAUUCGCCCAAUAUGCCGAGUCAAAGUUGCAGUACGAUGAACUAAAAAAGAAGCGUGAAUCUGCAAAAAGGAUGUUAGAGGAAGCCAAUGCCAAAAUCGAGCCGAUUCAACGAAAGAAAGAAGAAUUCGCUGCUCACGUUCGUGCGGCCAAUAGUGUUAGCCGUAAAGCAGCAGAUAAGCCGCUUGCUGUCGCAGAUAAGAUUAAGAAAAAGCACGGUGAGCAGGCAGAGGCCGAGAAGGAAAGCGAGGCCGUACUCGCGCAGCGCGAGGAGAUUAAAAAUAGAGCCAAGGCUCGCAAAGAUCGGAUUCGUUCCCUUAAAAAGGAGAUCGAGAAGUUGGAAAGGACUGUGGCUAAUGAGCCAGACGUAGGCGACACCGCCGAACUCAAUGAGCAGAGGUCUAACUUGCAACAUGAACAUCGCCUCAAGACUGAGGAGUAUCGUCUGCUGCAAGAUGAGCAACGGCGUAUUGCUACGGAGAUAUCUGUUAGGAAGGAUCGAGUAGCUGAGGCCCAACGAGGACUCCAGUCACUUAAUGAUAUCGCCAGUCAGCGUAUGCACAGACUGCGCCAAGCCGAUCAGGACGCGGCUGAUGUGGCAACGUGGUUGAGCAAGAACCAAAACAUGUUCAAGGAAGAAAUCAUCAUGCCGCCUAUGUUGUCCGUCUUCGUCAAGGAUACCAAGUAUCAGGCUCAAAUCGAGAGUCUUUUCAAUAUCAAUAACUUGAAGACUUUUAUUUGCCAAAACGAGGAUGAUUACCGUAAAAUGAAUAAGAGUGUGAAUGACGAUGGCAUAAUUGGAAGAAAGGUUCGCGUGAAUAUUUGGUGGCGUCCCCUUUCCGAUAGCCAGCCCCCUGUUCCACAAGAGAAUUUACUGAGCAAGGAGGAGGUGCAUUUAUUACAGGGCAAACUGCUCACAAGUUCGCGCUCUCAGUAUGGUCGUCGUCUCGCACAGACUGCUACGCGCAAGAUUACCGGUGCUCGAUUGUUUACUGGCAGCCAAGUCGAUACGGAGCGCCAAAGGGAGCUCGAACAGAUUAUUGUGAAUGCUCGGGCUGAGAUGGAUGCUGAAGAAGCAAAGAUGGGAGAAUUGACUGAUAAGAUUAACGGCAUCAAGGAGCAGAUCAAUAAGAUAAAUGCUGCCAAGAAACAGCACGAAUUCACUAAGGUCAAGCUAAGCAAUCGACGUAAGGAAUUAAAAGAGGAAGAAAGCAAACCUGAACCCAAAGAAGAAGAAGAAAAACUGAAAAAGAAAUGCUUAAGUCUGCAAUUAAGCGUGCUGGAAUCAUGCACGAGGCCGUGGCUUUGUUUGAUAAGCUGCAUGAAGCUCAAAUGGAAGCGACGCGCGCUGCUCUACGACAACCAACAAGCCGUUGCCAACGCAAAUGCGGUUGAAAGCUACUGUCGACUUAUGAGCAAGAGUCGACGAAGAGUUCCAACGCGCCAAAGCUAUAGUAAGAGAUUGCUCGAGACUACAAAGGCCAAGAUCACGCAAGUCAGUAUUCGUCGUGCCGGUGAAAUCCAUGUCCGUGACGCCGGUGAUGAUUACGCCAACUGGGCCAUUGAUAUCCUCGUCAAAUUCCGUGAGACGGAGAAACUCCAAAUUUUGGACGCUCAUCGACAAUCUGGAGGAGAACGUUCCUUGUCCACGAUUAUGUACCUCCUCAGUCUCACCGAGUAUGCCCGUGUGCCUUUCUCUCUAGUGGAUGAGAUUAAUCAAGGUAUGGACGCAAGUGCUGAACGCGAUGUACACAAUCAACUUGUUGAAGUUACUUGCAAUACCGACUGUGGCCAAUACUUCCUUAUUACACCCAAACUUCUCACUGGCCUUCAUUACCAUGAGAAAAUGAAAGUUCUGUGCGUUAACAACGGGGAUUGGAUGAUGCACCCCGAACCCCCCGUUCCGAACGCUGGAAACUUGAUGAAACUGGUGGAAAAUUAUGCCAAUCGGGCGGUGACCGCGUCGGCUUAG